Mus caroli (Ryukyu mouse) is the source of this 1087-nucleotide messenger RNA. Its product is annotated as protein NipSnap homolog 3A-like. Gene Ontology annotation, cellular component: mitochondrion. The record is from RefSeq and is a predicted model, not a curated record. Lineage: Eukaryota; Metazoa; Chordata; Mammalia; Rodentia; Muridae.
GCAAGGGAUCAGAGCUGACACCACAGACCAUAAAGUGGGUCCUCUGCUACCCGGAGAAGUGUGGUGCCGCUCCGCAGAGCCCCUUCCCAGUCCAGCGUGGAUCAAACCAAGCAGGAGCAGGCAGCAGAAAGCAGGAACAGCACGUGUCCCAGCACCCUACAUCUGUCUUGCUGCACACUGCAGGCUGCGCCAUGCUUGCGCUCCGUGGCAGCCUAAGGAGGCUAUCGCAGGCUCUGGUGCAUCAGGUGUGCUCGUCUUUCACUACUGGCCACAGUCAACAAGAAGGAACAUUCUAUGAAUUUUGUACUUAUUACCUUAAGCCCGCAAAUGUGGAAGAGUUCCUGUACAAUUUUAAGAAAAAUGUUCAUCUUCGGACAGCUCACUCUGAAUUGGUGGGAUAUUGGACUGUCGGAUUUGGAGGCAGAAUAAACACUAUAUUCCAUAUUUGGAAAUAUGAUAAUUUUGCUCACCGUGCUGCAGUAUACAAAGCCUUGGCCAAGGAUGAGGAUUGGCAAGAACGGUUCCUCAUACCAAAUUUGCCUCUCAUUGAUAAACAAGAGAGUGAAAUUACCUAUUUGGUACCAUGGUGCAAAAUAAGAACGCCUCCCAAGGAAGGAAUCUAUGAACUGUCUACUUUUCUGAUGAAACCUGGUGGCCCAGCUCUAUGGGGUGACGCAUUUCAAAGGGCAGUAAAUGCCCAUGCUGAUCAAGGCUACAUUAAACUAAUUGGUGUGUUCCAUGCAGAGUAUGGAUUGCUCAACAGAGUUCAUGUUCUGUGGUGGUGUGAGAACGCAGACGCUCGGGCAGCUGGGAGACGUCAAGCCCAUGAAGAUCCCAGAGUCGUGUCUGCUGUCCGGGAAAGUGUCAACUACCUAGAUGCUCAGCAGAACAUGUUCCUCAUUCCGUGGUCAUUUUCACCACUGAAAUAGUUUCCUAACGACUGUCUUAGGAGCUGAUGUGAGAUGUGUCAGGGGCCAAUGCUUCAAUUCUCUCUAGAGAAUUAUUUCAGCUUUUAUUUGAAGGGAGUGAAUACCUCUUCUGUAAGACAACCCUUUGUUCAAUGAGAUCGGAUUUCCAAGUUUGUGAC